AUGCUCCGGCUCGGCGGCAGGAUGUGCGGCUCCUCGGCCCUGCUCUCGGUGCUUCUCGCCGGACUCGCGGCGGCCUCCUCGGAUCUUUUCGACAACCAGCUGGGCGACAUCGGCUACUGCAAAAAGCAAUGUCAGCUCACCGUCCGAAACAAAAGCCCCGCUAAAGACUCCAUCAUGAACGCCUGUUACCGUGGCUGUCGCCUCUACUCCAUCUGCCAGUUUGUCAGUGGCAACGCCGGCUUCAACUCCAGCAGGGAGGAGUGUCAGGGAGCCUGCCAGGAGGCAUACAUUAAGCUCCUGGAACAGGAGGCCUGCAGCACCGGCUGUGCCAGCCAGCCCUCUGAGCCCGAGAUCAAGAGGAGGAAGCUGAAGGCCAUGACUCUCCGCCCGAAGCCCCCCUCCGUGAUGGAGGCCGUGUCCAGUUGGUGCAACGAAAUCGUCAGCUCUGCUCAGAGCUUCAUCUCCUCCACCUGGACGUUCUACCUGCAGGCUGAUGAUGGCAAGGUUGUGGUUUUCCAGAGCCAGCCGGAGAUGGAGUACUCUCUGCCUGAGCUGCAGGCUCCUCGAUCCAACGUGGCGGACAAGCCCUGGCCUCAGGUCCACUCUCACACCCAGAGACCUCAUGGUGCGAGGGGACAUGGAGAGAGAGGAACGUCCAAAGCAGGAGGUAAAGGGAAACACGCGGUGCAGCACACAGACGACCCCACCGCUGAACACGACUUCCUUGGCUGCAUGUCAAGACGCUCUGGCCUCCCGCGGUGGAUCUUAGCGGCCUGUCUCUUCCUGUCCAUCAUGGUCAUGUUGUGGCUCAGCUGUGCCAGCCUUGUCACCGCACCAGAGCAGCACAUCAAGACACAGCUGAGUAUCAACGGAGAUAAAGAGUUCCUGGACAAUGCCCACAAGGUCAACCCGUACCACAUGACUCCCGUGAUCGCCGUCGCCGUGAAGCAGUCAGAGGAGAGCCAGGAGGCGGGGCCGCUGCCAGUGAAAGUUGACCUCAACAAAACAUUUGUUUAGAAAGGACCAAUGGGAGAGCUGGGCCAGUCUUGUUGCCCCCAGGAUAACCACGUCUAAAAGUCUGCGGCCCAUCAGAAGAAUUUUUAAAAAAACAUUUUUAACAGCAUGGCACCCAACUGUCUUUUGAACCUAUCUUACUGAAACAUAUAGCUUGUGUUGAUCAGACUGUUCACUUAGCUAUGCCGGUCACUUCAUUUCCUUGUACAGUCCAAAUAUGUCCAUCCUCAAAUUAUCCGUACUAAUCAGCCUGCUUAUUGCUUAUUGAUAAGACAGCGCUCUAGUCUCAGAGCCAUGCUGGAGACGAGCAGACAAGGGGGGAUUACAGCUGAGAGCUUUCAUAUCAUUUUUCACGUCUAGUGUGGACAAGAGAAGAAGAACACUAAGAUUAAUUUUAGAUUUAAUUUUCCUCAUUCUCACAGGGAGUUUGGGUGAAUUAAUGGAUUACUGAGAGCAAAGAAAACUAGUAAAGAAAUGUGUAAAAGAGGAAAAGGAAAGAUGAAUUCCAGGUGAGCACUCACCUACAGAGAGCAGAUACUGUAGCUCACACUAUCAGCGUUGUGAGCUGUUCAGUAAUGUUUUUGACAAUGGUUUGAAAAAUUGUUUUCAAGGUGUUUUCCGUCUUGCGCAGUGGGAAACAGUUCUCUGGUGAGCAAACCCUUCUCAGCCAGUUCAGAGUAAGAGAGGCGAACAGAAAGGCUAACUUACUUCAAAAAGAUCUACUUUUAUCACCUUAUACCUGUGUGUGUGUGUGUGUGUGUGUGUGUGUGUGUGUUUGUGUGUGUGUGUGUGUGUGUGUGUGUGUGUGUGUGUGUGUGUAUGUGCGCGCGUGUGUACUGUACAUGUGCGUCUACAAACAGCACACAUUCAUUGAUGAGUAACAAAUCCAGAACUGGAAAUGGAUCAAAAGUGACACCUUUAUUUAUUUUCUCCUCUAUUUAUUAUGGAAAUCAUCUAAAUAGUGUUACUGAAGUGCCAUGUACAGUUAAUUCAUCAUACAAAUGUAAUUUCUCUGGAUGUAAAAUACACUGUAACAGAGUGGAAAGAGACACGUCGAGAAGGGAGAUUGCACCUAUUGCUGUAUUGUCAUUAUUAUUAUUAUUAUCAUCAUAUUAAUGCACUUAUAUCACGUAAAGAGUUCUUAGCUGUUAUGCUCUGUGCCAUGUGCUUUCUAAUAGCUAUUUUGUAUAUCCUAGAGGAGCACAUAUACUGAAGGAGACCUCUGUAACCAUGUGUGACGCAAAGCUUUCGUCAUAGACCUUUGUUCCUCAGCAGAGUUGCACAGUCUUCAGAGAAGAGCUCGUGGCUUCCUCUCAGUGCUGUUGAUGUCCUGUAACGCUCCUUUAAUCCAGGCUAUGUAGACAAUAAACCGUGCAUGCAUGUGACGCUUUGAUAGUUAUAUCUUAACCGCCCGCCAUGCCAGUAUGGCACAAUCUCUACUAUAGACGUGGGAUCUCUUUGUGUUCAUAUUUACUGUAAUCAUUGACUAGAAUGUGUAGCGAGGAACGAGAAUAUUUUGGAUUUACAGGAGGGACUCGCGAGUUUCAUUAACAUCUGUGCUGAUUCAAACGGAAGGUUUACCGAGUAUGACAAUGCAUUUCAAAAUUGUAUCGUUUCCUUUUUACCGGUCUGGAUUGUUUCCAAUGAAAUGAGAUGAGAUGACGAAUAAAGUGUUUUCACUGUAAAUAAAUCCUCAUCAGAGCCGGA
Molecule: messenger RNA, 2721 nt
Organism: Scophthalmus maximus (turbot)
Lineage: Eukaryota; Metazoa; Chordata; Actinopteri; Pleuronectiformes; Scophthalmidae
Gene: tmem59l
Product: transmembrane protein 59-like
Exons: 8
Coding region: 1-1017 (338 amino acids)
Source: RefSeq, a predicted model, not a curated record